AUGGCGUCAUUGAACAAUAAGAAAGUUGGUGUUGCAGCAUGUAUUAAGUCUGAUUCAACACACUGUACCAAAAGAAGCCGUUCUGAUUCAGAAACAGAUACGCUAUCGCUAUCUGAUGAUAGCACUGAAAAUGUGAAAAAACAGCGACCUUCCAAGAAAGGAAGCGAUUCUGACGACAGCAUUGCUGAGGAAAUUCGCACCUCUGCCUCUGCCUCUGGCGAAAAUGUAUCUGAGCAUGCUGAGAGCAGCGAUUCAUCUCAAAUUUCUGUGUUAACUAGAAUGGACACAGAAAGUCCUAUUUUCUUGGAAACUAUAAAGAAAAACACUUCGGAAUGGACAGAUCUUGUAUUGCCAAAUUUUAGAAUAAUAUUUGGGAGCGACAAAUUUGCACAAGCAGAUGACGUGUUUACAAAGGGUAUUCUGCAUUUGAUUGAAAAGGAAGCAUGUUCUGAAGUAUUAAAUUUCUUUUUAAAAGGUCGUACAGAAGAUAAAGAAAAAUAUGAGUGUUUUCGGCAUGCAGUUCUUAAUGUGUUUGACAUUGACUGUUGUCACAUUGACAAUAUUCAAGAAGAUGUCAUGUUAAAAUUGAACCAAAUCAUAGAAGAAGGUCAUUGGAUUGACAACUAUAUAGCCAUGGCUAAUUGUAAUCAACCACUUGUUAGAAGAAUUUGUGAUAGGGAUCUUUGUACAAAUCUGAAAACCUUUAUAUGGCAGCUUUUAUACAUGAUUAGAAAAAGGAAAGGAAACAAACCUAAGGAACUGUCUGAAGGAAUGUAUCAAGAACUGUUUGUCUCCUUUGCAAGAAUAUUUGGCCUAAAUAUUGUGAGUGGUUCAAAUGUUGAAAAAUACUCUUUGACAAUUGAUGAAAAAGACUUUGUUGCAAUACCAGAUGCAGUGAUAUGCCAUCCAACAGCCAUUGGGGAUGACAAAAUUUUUGCUGUUAUAGAGGUAAAAAAAUGCUGUCAAGAUGAAGAAAAUGAGCAAAUCAGAAAUCUAAGAAGCAUACAGAAAAGAGCGUUUGUCCAACAUGUUGGAUCUUCCCUGAAAGGCCAACAUUGUGGACAAUUCCUUUGUACCUUACCCUUCUCAGCCUUUGGAAAUCGUGGAAUGUAUGGAUUCAUUGUACAGGGAACACAGGUGACAUUAACAUCGUUUAAACCAGAAGAUGGUUAUUAUGAAAAUUUGUGUAAUGGAUAUUUACGCAAAAAAGAAGCUGUAGUUACAUGCAGCAAAGAAUAUAAUAUUCUUAAGAAAGAUGACAGAAAACAGUUAGUUGAAACAUUUUUAGAUUUUGAAAAAUUGCUGAAAUUUAUUUGCAUAAAAAAAUAGUUCUUGUCUGUCACCAAAAUUAUUGAUUCUUACAAAUAUGCAUACCAAUUUUAAUUAUAUCACUUGCAUGCAUUGACCACACAUUAUAUAAGUCAUCAUUCAUGUCAUUGUGCACUUUUAUUUUAUUAUUAUUUUGUG
This is a messenger RNA of Mytilus trossulus (common blue mussel), 1467 nucleotides long. RefSeq lists its product as uncharacterized. NCBI's taxonomy places the organism in Eukaryota, Metazoa, Mollusca, Bivalvia, Mytilida, Mytilidae. The record is from RefSeq and is a predicted model, not a curated record. The transcript has 5 exons. Bases 1 to 1329 code for a protein of 442 amino acids.